Messenger RNA from Spea bombifrons (plains spadefoot toad), 2596 nucleotides. RefSeq names its product transmembrane 7 superfamily member 3 (gene TM7SF3). The record is from RefSeq and is a predicted model, not a curated record. Lineage: Eukaryota; Metazoa; Chordata; Amphibia; Anura; Pelobatidae. Bases 249 to 1949 code for a protein of 566 amino acids. The transcript is spliced from 12 exons.
UAAAUCGCGAUAAAAUGUGUCUGUCACGUUAUUUCCAGCUCUGUUGAGGAGACACGUUAAAGUGACAUGUAUCAUAAAGUGGGAUCAAGCGAGACUCGGUUUCGUUGUAAUUGCGUCUCUUUUCUCAAGCCUGUGGGCGUUUCCUGGGGUAGGCGUGACGAUGUUUGUGGCGGGCGCUGCCGGUGGGCGGGCCUCUCGGGGUGAGGGAUUAUGCACAGCGGCGGCUCCGAGGUCCCCGGGCUGAGGUGAUGUGGCCCCUGGCCCCCAGCGCGAUGCUCUUCCUCCUGGGCGGCAUUUUGUUGUGUGGAGAGAUGGCUGAGCCUGCCGGAGGUCUCUUGGAAGUAACCAUCGGAGCGUUCACAGAACUGAAACUGGACCAAGCGUCCCCAACUGAAAUCCUCGUGCGCAACAUCCCGCAGAACUUCUCCUUCCUUCUCUUUCAAGUUCACACCCAGUUCCAGAACGUCACGCUCUCGCUCAGCAAGAUCCCCAGUAAAAAUGAUUCCGACACCGGCAGUGACACGGGAUUAGUCACCAUCCUCCAGCCAGAGCAGGUGGUUUGCACGUGGUACCUGGAGUCUGCGUCUCCCAAGCAGCUGGUGGCUUCAGCGGUUACCAUACCCUACACAGAGAGAGAUCCGAUCCCUGGGGCUUGUAACUUGGAGUUCAGUUUGGACGUUUACCCCAAUCUUCAUUUACAGUAUAAUUUGUAUGAAACAGUCAUAGAAUUUGCUCCGGCGAAUCUGGGUCACGCCAGAGGGCAAAGCGCUCCAGCGUGCGACGUGAAGACCGACCUGAACUCCAGAUGGCGGCUGCUGUAUGAUGUCUACCAAUACUUCCUUCCGGAAAACAACCUCAACGAAUCCACCCUCCUCACCCACCUGCGAAGAAUGUCUAUGGUCCAGCAAGUGAUGGCAAACGGCAUGAAGUUGGCCACCCUGACAUCCAGUGACCUGCCAUCCGUGUCCUUCGCUUCCAUCCCAGGACAAGGCGUGAUUUACAGUGUGAUCGUGCGCGACCCCGUCCUCAACACCUCAGCGGCGUAUGUUCCCGUUCAUACGUACGCCUGCAACUUCACCGCUGCUGUGGACAACUGCUAUACCCUGGGGAAAGUUUCAACUAAAAUAUUUUUCACGUUCUGUGGCCUCAUCGGUCUCUUUCUCUGUUUCUUCGGGCACAGAUUUCUGAAAACAGAUUUCUUCUUCGUGGGUUUCGUUAUCGCCGGGUUCCUGAUGUUUGUUCUCCUCACCAGAGUCACUCAGCUUGGAUAUGACGCGCGGUUGGGUUUGACGGCCUUAAGCGGAGUCGUCGGGGGCUUCCUGCUGGUGGCGUCCUGGUGGAGAUGUGGCAGCGUCUAUGCCUGUGUGCUCCCCGUGGGGCUGGUUCUGGGAUUCCUCCUGGCUUCGGUUGUUUUCUUCACUCCAAUAGGGGAAUAUGAAGUUUUUCGAGACAGCAGAGUGUUUUGGAUGACUUUCUCGGCCAUUACCGCCGGCUCUGUGCUGCUGCUUCCUCUUCCAAAAAUUCUGAAUAUACUGAGCUGCGCGCUGGUCGGCUCGUACACCGUGGUGUUGGCCAUUGACAGCUAUCUGUACACAAGUCUCUCCUACAUCACAUUAAAUGUUCUCAAGAGAGCGCUAAACACAGAAUUCAGCGCGGCGUAUACCAGCGUUCCUUUCCAGACAAACGAUUUCAUAAUGAUCGCGUUAUGGGCUGUGUUACUGGUGGCCGGAGCGGGCACUCAGUUUUACAGGGAGAGGGAGCGCCCACCUUUCCCUCCGACCCCUUACCUGGUUUGGAAACGAGACCGAGAAAGAAGGAAAACCAAUGUUUUGGACCCGAGUUACCACCUGCCUCCCCUGAAGGAUCGGGUCCUUCUCAGACUGGCCCAGUUCCGGGAGAUCUUCCGAAGGGAGCAGCCUGCGGGGGAGAGGACGCCGUUACUUCUAUAACCCACUUUGGGGCGGACGUUAUCCAGAGAGAGGGGCAGGAAGCCCAGAGAUCUGCACCUUCUUAUCUUCGCUCCCAGCACUUCCCGAGGAAACGUCUGGGCAUCCGAAAGCACACGUGAUCCUCCGUACCUUCUGUCCGCAUUCACGCGCCUGUGAGGCACAGAAUGGAGACCCAUCCAGAAAGUACUGGGGAUACCAAGAAGACCCAAGGAGUCUGACCCCAUGCCAGGCUGUGCCCAAAGCUCCGUCCCGGGGAACCCACGGAUAACACCAUCAAUAACAGAACUCCUCAAAGCACAUGACAGCGACAACAGAGUAUUAUUACAUCAGCAAAAGCUGGUUUUGCAGGUCCUUAGAGGCUUGUAGAUAACCCUUUGACAUCAUCAGGAGACGCCAAAUACCUCCAGUAAUUUUGAUGAUGUUGCAUGACUGCAGCUCUGGUACACUUUACCCCUGAGCCGGUGGCACGUGAGCCUCAUUAACCCUUUCAGUACCAUCUGGCUAGCCUCCUAAGGGUAAUAUCGCAGUAUUGUAUUUUCCGCACUGGUUAAAAAAAAAAAAAAAAAAAACCUCAGGAAUCUUUCAGACGUUUCUAUUCUGUAUUAAAAUGUGUUUGUUACAAGCAGGAAGCAUUGUCUAUAGAUUCA